AGGGAAUUAUGGGAUAUUGUCCCUCGGCGGCGCGGUGCCGCCAUGUCUCCUGUAGAUAAACGGCGGCUAGCUUUUAUCUCUCUCCUCGCUAUUGUCUUGUUCUUCCUCGUGUUGACUUGUAUACCAACGUAUUUGUACAUACUUUUCUUUUUUGUCCUAAUUUGUGUCGUUUGUUAUUAUAAAGCAGAGGAGUUUCAGCUUUUCGAGAGGUUUGGCCUGAAUCCCCACCGUGGGCUGACGGUUCCUCCCGCGCUGCGGCGCUGGUUACCGGGCAGGACUUUCACAGGUGUCCCGGCGACCCGGCGGAACAAGACUCGUACCGAUAAAGGCGAUGUUAGAAAUUCUUUCGCGUCUCCCAACGACAGGAGUUUUGUCGGUUCCGUUUAUAAGCGAGACGCAACGUUCAGCGACUCUGUCUUCAGUCCUCGGAACAUCCUCAUGGGGAGUUACCUCGGUAAGGCAGAAAGUCCCUCCGGCACAGGGCGGCCCGCGGGAGGCUCGGGCUUCGGCCGCAACCCCAGAGAACAGCUCCGGGAGAGACUGGUCCGACCUAAUCAUGGAGUCUCCACUCCAAACAGAAGAUUGUCUUUUGGUGAUCCGGUGGGUACUGCAGGGAGGUUCACCAUCACCCCUCAGAGACAUUACCCCCUGCAGCAGUUAGGAUCCUCUCCGGUGGGCGUAUUUCCCCCAGCUCAGUGGGACAGCUUCCGCAAGAAGAACAUUCUCACGCAGCGAAAUACACCCAUCCACAGUCCAGUUACAGUGAAGAUCGCAAGACCGGACAACACAACACGCUUAUCGUUUUUUGAUCAGUUGAACACUGCUGGAGCAGUCACAUCCCCUGGAUUUGAAGCCCAAGCUGAUCCCUGUUCCAGAGAGACUGUACUGAGUGUUCUCAGAGCAAGCCGUAAACGCAAUGUUGAUGCUGAUGAUAAUGAAGAUGAUGAGAGAGCCCAGGAAGCUGGGCAAAAGAGCAAAAGGAGGCGGAAUGACAGCAAUGGAAGUUCCCAGUCGGUUUUCGAGCCACUGCUUGCGAACGGUGCUCCAUCCCAGCUUGUACCAAAACCUGGAAGUUUGAAGAGAGGAAUGAAUGCCUCCGUGUUGGAGGAGUCCAUGGUAAAGAGAUCUCGGACCUCUUCCAUUAGUUCAGUUACCGGAUGUCCUGUUUCCUGUGGUGUGCCUGGAUCAGCCCGCAACCCUAUUCGUAGCUCUUACAGUUCUUCACAGGGCUACCCUCAGAAAAGAUUAGCAUCAAAUCUGAGUUCCUCUCCUCUUGUGAGCCCUGGAUCAUCAAAAUCUCAGACUCCUGAGAAGGUGGCCAAAAAGCCCAGGGAAGAAAAUGCCACUUCACCGAAUUCUGAUUCAACUGUUAACUCUGAUAAGCCGGCCACUGAGACUGCCCCUGGCUCUGGUAAAUGUACUCCUAUGCCUGAUCCCCCUGUUACAUCACAGUCGGACUCGGGAGGAAACAGUGGCAAUCGUAAACGUAAAAUCCAGCUGGUGUCCAUGUGCAGAGGCGACCAGAUAUCUUUGCCCCCACCCCCUGAACUGGGCUACACAAUCACUGUGAAGGACCUGGAUAUGGAGAAAAAAGCAGCUCUUACCCAAAUCCAGAAAGGCCUUGAGGAGCCUGAGCCAGAGAAGCCAGUCCAUGCCCCCUUUUCAUCUACUCCUGCUGCUCCCUCUAUAGGCAUGUUUUCCCAGGUAGCUUCAUUUUCCUCAGCUUCAGCUGCCCUUGUAGGGAGUGCUACUUCACUGGCUUCUCUGUCCACCCCAACCACUGGUCUUCCACCUGCUUCCACUGCAGUUUCUACUCUAGCUCCAGUACCAACUAUUGACCUCACAGCUACUCCAUCCAGCACGGUCAGUGCUGCACCAAUCCAGACGACAGUGCUGCCUACACCUGCCAUCAGCACCACUGUAACUACAACAGUGGCUAAUCCAUUACUGGAGUCUCUUAAGAGCAUGAAAAGCAGCUCUCUACUCAGUGUUCCCUCUCCUGUAGCUGCUACCUCUUCAGCUCCAGCAACAUCUGUGGUAGCCCAGGCUCCCUCUUCCAUUACCUCCACUGCUUCAAUCUUUGGGGCUGUGAAAUCUGAGGUCUCCAUUGCCAAUCCGCAGCCCACAGUUUCAACUGCACCUUCCUCAGUGUCCUCUGCCUUUGCCCAGAUUCUGGCUCAGCCUCUGCCAUGUGCAUCCACCACACUCAGCCUUGGAAAAGGCAGCCUCUUUGGCCUCCCUACUUCUGCACCCAUAACCUGUGCACCAACUGCUCCUACAGUUUCUGCACAGCCUGCUAGCAGUACAGCCAAUCCAACACCAUCAGGAUUCAAGACUAUUUUGGGACCAUGCUUUACAACGCCAGCCUCAGCUGCAGAGGUCAAACCUACUCAACCCAAUUUCAAGCCCAUUUUUGGCAGUGUGUUUAAUCAGCCGGCUUCUUCAACAUCCUCUGUACCAACAACUCAGAGCAGCACGUCUCUGUUUGGCAGUGUCACUAACACUCAGUCGGUGUCUUCCUCUCUACCCUCUUCAGUCCCCAAUACACAGAAUCCCAGUCAAUCUUUGUUUGGCAGUCAGACUAACAGCCAGUCAGUGGCUGCUCCAGUCUCCACCACCAGUAUCCAGAAACCUAUUCCAGCUUUGUUUGGUGAACUGACUAACAGUCAAACAAUGGCUGCUUCAGUUUCAUCCUCCUCUAAUACCCAGAAUUCUACUCCACCUCUGUUUGGUGGACUGUCAAAUAGUCAGCCAGUGGCUGCUUCAAUCUCAUCAUCAUCAUCAUCCUCCAAUACACAGAAUCCUGCUCCAUCUCUGUUUUGUGGACUGACCAGCAGCCAGCCUAUGGCUCCUUCAAUCUCAUCAUCCACCAGUACCCAGAAUUCUACUCCAUCUCUGUUUGGUAGUUGGAGUGCUGCAAAGGGCACCUUUCAGUUUGGAGGAUCUUCAUCUACAGCCACUUCCUCUAGAAUUAGCACUAGUACCACAACAACCAACAGCACCAAUACUAUACAGUUUGGUGCUUUAAAACCAGCACCAACUGCUCCUCCUGCCACUCCUCAGAACACAUUCACCUUUGGCCAAAGCCCAGCCACCACCUCCUUUACAGGGUUUAUGGCCAACAAUACUACCCCCAUGACAUCAAAUACCCCAGCGACCCAGGCCACAUUUAGUAGCUCGGUGUUCAGCGCCUCUAAGUGUUUUGCAACCCCUCAAGCUCCAACUUCAGUCAAGCCUUUUACGUUUGGUGCCAGUGUUGGAGGAGCAACUGCAGUCACACCACUCACAUUCGGCACACCCGCUAGCACAGCUGCACCAACGUUUGGAAAUUCUACACAGUCUGCUUUUGGUGGAGCCUCCACUGGUUUUGCCUUUGGGAACACGGGUGCUUUGCCAGUGAGCGCAGCGUCUAUGCCAGCUCCUACUUUCACAUUUGGAGCAGCACCAGUUACACCUCAAAACUCUGCAGCAUCUGGAGGUUUCAAUUUCACGGCAACGCUUUCUGGAGCACAGUUUGGAACAUCUACACCAGCAGGGCAGAGUCAGGGGUUCCCGUUUGGAGCGGGUAACACAGAUAAUAAACCUGCUUUUGGAACCUCCACCCCUGCAUUUGGCAUUGCAAGUGGCCCCAUCCCAUUUGGCAGCCCUGGGACUCCUGUAGGGGGAUUCGGGGCCUCAGCCUUUAGCACUCCUUCUGCCACUUUUUCAAUUGGUGCUGGCUCAAAGCCCAGCAGUUCACGACAAAGACUACAGGCUCGCAGGCAGCACACAAGGAAGAAGUAAUGCUGACCAUAAGGACUUUAUUUGGACACAUGCAACACCCUUUCUGACUGUUGAAGCUGCUGCUAACAGGACUUCAUCAGGAUUCCAGUAGGACCUGGACACAACUGAUGUUUGGGUUGAAGUAUAAUUGGGUACCACAUCCCUUUUUUAGAUCAGGAGCUCUUGGCAUACCAACAUCUCCGUGUGGAAUCAAACUGACGACAAAGUAUAUGGACGGACAGAACUACAUGGCAGAUUAAAAUAUGAUGACAGUUGAAAACCUGGACAUGUGAAGUUCAGGCUAAAAGAAGCUGAAUUUAGGUUUGAGUCUGAUCUUUGCUUUUCAGGAUAUUGUGGGCUGGCAUCUGUGGCUUUUUUUUUUUUUUAAAUAGCUGUUACCUGUUUUUAUGUGAUCAUUCCCAUUACAUUCAACUUCAGUAAUCAGUGUUUUUUAUUUUUUUCAGAUGAAAUACUUUCAACAAAACAUACUUUUGUGUCUCUGCUCCUUGACUGAACUGCUUACUAGGGUUGCCUGAUUCAACUAGGUCUUCAGAAAAUGUGUUUUAAUUGAAAUAUGUCCCUCAUUCAAAUACGUUGAACAGCAAAAUAAAGUUUAGUAUUUUUCAUUGCUUUUAUGGCCUAUCCCUUUAAAACAUUUGCUUGGCUCAUGUUUUUAAGAGCAAAUCAUAUUGGAGUUGGGAUGUUUUCAAACCAAAGCAGAUGAUUCAAUAUAAGCUGUUCUUGGUUUACAACCAUCUGUGUGAUAUUGGCUAUUGGACUACCUCGUCUGUUUACUCCAGUAAAUGUUAUUUACCAAUCCUUUAAUUCUCAAUGUCCUUUUUUUUUUUGGUAAAUGUCCCAUAAGUGUUAGAAUUGUUUCAGUGACUAUAAUUAAGCAUGACCUUUUGAUUUUCUGGAAAACUCGACUUUGUCCCAUUAUCCCAAUUGCUUCUAUGUCCUUUUUAGACCACUCUUGUCCUUGUAUUUUGUCUUUUUCCUUCAGAGCUAAUAUGUCUGUGAAGAUUCUCAGUCAUCCAGGUCGUAGUAAACUGUGGGUGGUAAAAGAGAGCAACUGGACUUGCUUGAAGUCUUCAAGCAAGUCCAGUUGCUCUCUUUUACCACCCACAGUUCUGAGCUAAUACCUCACUAAUAGUCUAUUCAUGGCUGUAUGGUCAUUGUCGGUGGGCUGGGGGUGAUCAUCUUCAAGUCUGCCAUUUUAUUUGUAUUUCAGAGCUUUUUACAUGUUCCAAAAAUCCCUGUCUUGUUCUUUUAACAGGUUUGAAUAUUGGACAUUGCUUCACUUCUGAAUUAUUUUACAAUUUUUUUUUGUGUGCGCGCCUUAGUGUGUCUGACUGCAGGUAAUGUGUUAUGAAUGAUGUCAGACUUGUGUGAAGGCUGUGAAAGCAAUAGAAAGCAACUGAUUGGCUUUAUAUGUAACAUUUUAGGAUUUUUGUGAACACUUAAUUAGUUACUAAUCUCAGGGUUUUGGGCUGUUUUUAAAGUUGGUCUCUGAAUUCCUUCAAAGCUCAGUUCUUUAGUAUGUUUGGAAAAAUGUGUGAUGCAAGUGACGAGUAUGUGAAAGCAUUCAAAUGAAUGCUGUAAUUUAUUUUAAAUACAGAUUUAAUUUCAGACAUGUGUGCAUCCUUUUUAAUGCAUGCACCUUGUUCCAGCUAUGUCAGUAUGCUAUAGCUUGUGCAUGUUUUGUGAAAUAUUACCUUUUUAUGAUUGUUAGGCUUGUGAGUACUACUGCCAUUGCUACAGGAUGGCAGAAAGCUGAAGGCAGAAGGUUCAAUUAAAAGCAUUUUAAGUUUUUUUAUUGCAAAUGUCCAUUGCUAUGAACAUAGUCAAUAGAGCCAAUCAUCUGACCCAUCAGACUUGUUUUAAGAAAAUCUCAGGUGUGUAUUUUCAGGCAUUUAAUUAGAUUAUUCUACAUGCUUUUCAAAGGCAUUUGUUUUGUUUAUGCCCUGAGCACAUCUCAGGAUACACAAUUGGACGCACGUUUUUCCCUUCUCUUGUUCAUACUUGGUAGUAACACAGGUGGUUUUUGUUUUGUUUUUUUAGCAUACAGUUGCAUGGUCACAUCACAUUAGUCUUUGGUAUGGUAUUCUUUCUGUAAGACUGUAAAUAAUUAAAAGGUAUUUAGUGGGAAAACAGCAGGGGACCAGGCUUUACAUUGUUAAGGAGCCCUAUCAAACAAACUGAACAUGGCACAUGAGCAGACUGUUGAGCAAAUGAAUAUACUGAGAGCUGGAUUUCUCACUAUGUAUAUAUGUGAUUUGUGUGUUUUCAAACUGUUGCGUGUGGGGGUAUGUAAAGUUAAUGCCUGUAAAAGUGUGCGUGAAGGUGUGCAACUGACUUUGAGCAGCAUUUUAAAAUAAAUCUGUCUGUUCUGGUGGUAUAUGCUGGUUUUCAAUAAAAAGGUAACGAGGAUGCAGUAUUGACUUGGCCCAUUUGCCCAAGGCCCAUGAGGCAGACUCCUUAGCUUAUGUAUGAAAUGAGGGUUUUUGUUUUUUUUUAAUAAAGACUCAAGAUUUGGAAUAAAGUUUUUGGUUUGAUAACGAUCAA
Neoarius graeffei (lesser salmon catfish) is the source of this 6327-nucleotide messenger RNA. It is a transcript of the gene pom121, whose product is annotated as POM121 transmembrane nucleoporin. The transcript is spliced from 13 exons. Gene Ontology annotation, cellular component: nuclear pore. Lineage: Eukaryota; Metazoa; Chordata; Actinopteri; Siluriformes; Ariidae. Gene Ontology annotation, molecular function: structural constituent of nuclear pore. The record is from RefSeq and is a predicted model, not a curated record. The coding region runs from base 43 to 3783 and encodes 1246 amino acids. Gene Ontology annotation, biological process: RNA export from nucleus; protein import into nucleus.